Messenger RNA from Megachile rotundata (alfalfa leafcutting bee), 2352 nucleotides. RefSeq names its product mismatch repair endonuclease PMS2 (gene Pms2). The record is from RefSeq and is a predicted model, not a curated record. Lineage: Eukaryota; Metazoa; Arthropoda; Insecta; Hymenoptera; Megachilidae. Gene Ontology annotation, biological process: mismatch repair. Gene Ontology annotation, molecular function: ATP binding; mismatched DNA binding; ATP hydrolysis activity. Gene Ontology annotation, cellular component: MutLalpha complex.
ACCCGUCUGCAAUGAAUUUAGAUUUUUAAAAUAAAAUUUUGUAUGACAAGAUUUUAAUUGUUAUUCGUUCAUUUAUUAAAGUUGUAAUCGUCUAAUAUAUCAUGAUAUAUGUUCCUACGUCGUAAACGAAACAUAAAUGUUUUUUUCUGUAUUUUAAUAAAAUUAAAUAUUUAAUGAUGACAGAAGUAACUCCAACAACUGAAAAGUCAAAGAAGAUUAAUGCUAUUAAUAAACAAACAAUUCAUCAAAUUUGUUCUGGGCAGGUGGUUUUUGAUCUUGCAACUGCAAUUAAAGAACUUGUGGAAAAUAGUUUAGAUAGUGGUGCUACAUUAAUUGAUAUUAAACUGAAAGACUAUGGGCAAUCAUGUAUUAGUAUUAGCGAUAAUGGUAGUGGUGUUUUAGAAGAAGAUUUUGAAGGAUUAGGGUUAAAGCACCAUACAUCGAAACUUAAAGAAUUCUCUGAUCUAACAGAAGUAGAUACUUUUGGAUUUCGUGGAGAAGCUCUUAGUUCACUUUGCUCGUUAGCUGAACUAAGUAUUAUUACAAGACAUUCUACAAGUGAGCAUGGUUUCAAGCUUGAAUUUGAUCACAAUGGUAUACUGCAAAAGAAAGAAGCAUGUGCAAGAGAAACAGGGACAACUGUACAUGUUAAAAAUAUAUUUAAGUGUCUUCCUGUAAGAGCCAAAGAAUUUACAAGAAAUUUGAAAAAGGAAUAUGCUCGUGCUAUUCAAGUACUAUACAAUUAUUGCAUAGUUUCUACUGAUACAAAAAUAACGUGUUCUAAUUCAGUAUCAGGAAAGUCUAAUGUCGUAGUUAGUACUGCGUGUUCUAGUAGUAUUUUAAAUAAUAUUAAUAUAGUAUUUGGUAAGAAAGCCUCAAAUGGACUAGUCAAACUCGAGUUAUUACCUCCUGAUGAAGCAACAUUACAAGAGUACAAUUUGGCAAAUGAUGUGGUUAUAGAUUUUGAAUGGGAAUCCUAUGUUAGCACUUGUGAUCAUUCUGUUGGACGAUCUAGUCCUGACAGACAAUUUUUUUAUGUAAAUGGUCGACCGUGUGAUCUCACAAAAGUUAAUAAAUUAAUUAAUCAUAUUUAUCACAGAUAUAAUAACAAACAGUAUCCGUUUAUUUUUUUAAAUUUAAAACUCGAUAAACAAUCAACCGAUAUUAAUGUGACUCCAGAUAAAAGAACUAUUUUCUGUACGCAAGAACGUCUAAUAUUAGCAACUCUGAAAUUUAGUUUAAUAUCUGUGUGGGAUAAGUUACAAGCAAAUUUGAACAUAAAACCUAUAUCUGAAUUAAAUUUUGGAACAAAAAGAGGAAUUUCACCUACAAAUACAGAUCGGCCAGCCAAGAGAUUUCAGAAUUUAUAUAUAUCAUCAGAUACAAAACAUUCGGAAGAAAAUAAUGUACAGCAUGACAGUACAAACAAAGUUAUUGAAUAUGAUGACAAUGUACAAAAUAAUAUAGUAGGUCCAGUAAAAAAAUUGGACAAUACAGAAAUGUUAAUUAAUAUUUCAACGAUAAAGCAGAAACUUCAAGAAAAACGGGUGAUCUCAUUGAAAAGUAACAUGGCUGUGAACACAAAAAUUAAAUAUAAGGUACAAAUGGAAUGUACUAAAAAUUCUACUGCUGAAGACGAACUGAAAAGAGAAUUAACAAAGGAAUCUUUUCUUAAGAUGGAAAUCAUAGGUCAAUUUAAUCUUGGUUUUAUAAUAGCUCGUUUGGAAGAAGAUUUAUUUAUUAUUGAUCAACAUGCUACUGAUGAAAAGUAUCGGUUUGAAAAACUUAAUAAUGAAACACAACUAAAAACUCAGAAAUUAAUUGUCCCUAAAGCAUUAAAUUUGUCUUCUUUAAAUGAAACUAUACUAAUUGAACACCAAAACACAUUUGAAGAUAAUGGUUUCUGUUUUAAAAUUAAUCUUGAAGCUGAAUCAGGACAUCGCGUGGAACUUACGGGUAUGCCAGUUAGUGGAUACUGGCAGUUUGGACAAGAGGAUAUAGAAGAACUGAUAUUUCUUAUUAGAGAAGGUGGUGUAGAAAAUAAAGAAAACCAUAUAUACCGUCCAAGUCGUGUGAGACAAAUGUUAGCAUCAAGAGCUUGUCGUAGUGCAGUUAUGAUUGGUACAGCUCUUAAUAAUAAUGAAAUGCAAAAAUUAGUUACACAAAUGGCACAAAUGGAAAAUCCUUGGAGUUGCCCCCACGGUAGACCAACAAUAAGACAUCUGUUAUCAUUACAUCUCGUACACAAAAAUUAAUCUUAAAAUUUGUUUUAUACAUCUACAAUAAAAUAAAUGAAGAGCAUAUUUAUCUUAAUUGUAUGAGAAGGAGAUUUUGAAUAGUAGUUUGAUUACA